UCUCCAUCUCUGCUCUGCUCUCGGCUCCUCUUCAAGUCACAGUCAGGGACGUGCGAAGCGGCCAAUGGGCUGGCGUGCUGCCGCCUGAUUGGCUGCUGCCCCGCUGUCACACCAGAGCUCCUCCCCAGCCCGAGUGCCGCUGCUGCCAGCCACAGUCUGCCUGUUUUGUUGUGACACGGCGUCCGAGCCUCAAAUGCUCCGUGGCGACGGGGAGAAAUGGGAGCAACCAUCUGAGGGAGACAGCAUCGGCGCUCCUGCCCACGCCCUGCACUUCGCUAGAACAGGAUCCACCAUGGAGCCCGCGUCCUCUCCACGCAGAUCGCAUCUUGAUGGGAAGAGGGACUCCCCUGUCACAGUCCCAGCAUGGCCAGUGAUGGCUCCUGUGCUCCCAGUGCUCCCAGUUCCGUGGUGCCCCAGCCUGACACGCAGCUCCUGAUCCCCCCUCUAUGCUUGGCCUGUCCCAGCAGGCCAGAGCCCCCCGAUUCGGCACACCACCUGAGGAGGGUGCCUACAGAAAUUUACCCCUUUACACCAACUGUGCAUCCUGCCCAGACACCCGUCUCCCCCGUAAUCCACGUCUCCAGAGCUCCCCCCAAUGGACGGGCAGCAGAAGUCACCCGACAGCAGCAGUGAGGCUUGCACCGUGCUGGAGAAUGUUGCCGCGGUGAUCGCCAGGCAGCCCUUGUCCUGCCCCAACCAUGAGGACAGGGUGCCAUCGUUCUGGUGUCCUCCAUGUGAGACGGUGUUAUGUCAAGAAUGCACCUUGAGCGAGCAUUCUGAGCAUUCCACCAUCCCACUGAAAGACGCCAUGGACCAGAGCAAGACCACUCUCCAGGAGCAGCUCGGAGCCGUCAGGAGAAGGCUCCCGGAGAUAGACUCUGCCCUGCGGGUCCUAAUGGACUUUCAGCAGCAGCUCACCACCCAGAAGGCCUCCAUAGAGGAGGACAUCCAUUCCACCUUUGAGGAGAUACAGAAGACGCUGAAUGUGCGCAAGAGUGUUCUGCUUAUGGAGCUGGAGGUGACAUAUGGGCUCAAACAGAAGGUGUUGCAAGGCCAGGUAAGCAACCUGCUGCAUGACCAGGAAGAAAUUCACAGCAGCUGCAGCUUCACGGAGAAGGCGCUGGAAGAGGGAUCCGAGGAUGAGAAGUUGCUGGUCAUGAAGGAGAUGCCCAAGCGCCUGGGUGAGCUGACCAGCCAGGAGUUCCCACUGCAGCCCCAGGAGAAUGACCAGCUGGACUUCCAUGUGGAGACUGAGUGCCUGAAGAAGUCUAUCCACAACCUGGGCACCAUCGUCACCACAAAUGCAGUGGCGUACGAGACGGAAGCCAGCGGUGAGGGCCUACAGCAGUGUGUGGUGGGCCAGUCUAACUCUGUCACCAUCACCACCAAGGACAAAGACGGCGAGCCAUGCAGGAGCGGCAACGCUAACCUGACGGCGGAGAUCUUCACCCCUGACGGCAGCGUGGCCGAUGGGGAAAUCCUGGACAAUAAAAAUGGCACAUAUGACUUCCUCUACACCGUGCCCAAGGAGGGAAACUUCACUCUCUCCUUGCGCCUCUAUGACCAGCACAUCAAGGGCAGCCCUUUCAAGCUGAUGGUGAUCAAAUCUGCCGAUGUCUCUCCGUCUGGCGACGGGGCCAAAAAACGUGUCAAAUCCCCCGGCAGCGGCCAUAUCAAGCAGAGGGCAGUCAAGAGACCAGCUAGUAUGUUCAGCACAAGCAAGAAGAAGGAGAACCCAAUUGAAGAUGACAUGAUCUUCAGAAUCGGUACAAAGGGACGGAAUAAAGGGGAGUUUACUAACCUUCAGGGUGUCGCUGCAUCUCCCACUGGCAAUAUAUUGAUAGCAGAUAGUAACAAUCAGUGUGUACAGAUCUUCUCCAAUGACGGGCAGUUCAUUAACCGCUUUGGAGUUCGAGGACGAUCACCAGGGCAACUGCAGCGACCCACGGGAGUCUCUGUCCACCCCAACGGGGACAUCAUCAUCGCUGACUAUGACAACAAGUGGGUCAGCAUCUUCUCCAGUGACGGAAAGUUCAAGACAAAGAUUGGCCAUGGAAAGUUAAUGGGACCCAAAGGUGUGUCAGUGGAUAAGAACGGUAACCUCAUCGUGGUGGACAACAAGGCCUGCUCCGUCUUCAUCUUCCACCUCACUGGCAAGCUGGUCACCAAGUUUGGUAGCCGUGGCAACGGAGACAAGCAGUUUGCAGGCCCCCACUUUGCAGCCGUGAACAACAAUAAUGAAAUAAUAAUUACGGAUUUUCAUAACCACUCUGUGAAGGUUUUCAAUUCAGAGGGAGAGUUCCUCCUGAAAUUCGGGUCCAAUGGGGAAGGGAAUGGGCAAUUCAAUGCCCCGACUGGGGUGGCUGUGGACAACAACGGCAACAUCAUCGUGGCCGACUGGGGGAACAGCCGCAUCCAGGUUUUCGACAGCAAUGGUUCUUUCCUAUCUUACAUCAAUACGUCAGCAGAGCCCCUCUACGGGCCGCAAGGCCUGGCACUCACCUCUGAUGGCCAUGUCGUGGUGGCAGAUUCUGGCAACCACUGCUACAAAGUGUACCGCUACUUACAGUGACCUGGAGCUUUGCCGGUCCCUGUCCGUCCGCGGCCCGGACAGGCAGCCACACUCACAUGUUCUUGCACACAGUUGGGCCACGUCGCCCUCCUUAAACGCCGCAUAGGAGUCACCAAAAACUUCAUGUGACUGUGGCCUUGCUUGUCACCCGCUGGAUCCUCGGCUUCAGUGAGAGGCAUUUCCCAUAAUCCCUUGCUUGUCCUCAGUGUCUCUCACUUCAAACAGCAUCCAAAUGUCGUGCCAAGAAACUAACAGGACCUUCUAAGACAAAAAAACGCUGUCAAGGUCUUCUCUGAACUGCCGUCUACAGAUGAUAGAUAAUCCAGGACAGUAGAUAACUUAUCUGUACAUUCAAACCCCUGUGCUCUGGAUUUUCAGUGUUUUGUUCCCUUAAUAUUUCUUCGUGGAUGAGAACACGCUGCCUAAUAUUGGAUUCAUGACCAAUUUCAUUUAGCCAUUUUCCUUCUUUGCUACGUAAACAACUGACCUACAAGUAAAACCGAUGCCCGUGGUUUGGCCCAAUCCGGCCAGAGCCCAAAAUGUGCCGCACGGCAAUUUGUGACCGUCUUGCUUAACUCGGUACUAAUCAAUCUCACUUUAUUUAGAUGAAGAUUAGUAUGAAAAAAGUCAAAUGCAGAUUUGAUUAUAUUUGUGAUAAUUGAUAUUUAUAGACUGAUCCUUCUAUUUGGGGAAAAAAAUUAGAUUGAGAGGUCUGCCUCUGAAACCUUGCAUCUCACAGACAAAGAACCACAGUUAUUAUUCAGUUAUUUCCAGUAAAAUGGUUCCUGAUCUCCCCCUGCAGUGAGGUAUAAAAUAUGAGUGUGUGAAUCUCACAGCUCUCCAAAUGUGACAGGAUAUUUCUGGAGCAUUAACAUGCACUGUUAUGGUUAUUGUAGAGAAGUGUAUUCCAUACAGUUACUGAGUGCUGUUACACGCUUAGAUCCAGAAAGGCGUGUAAUGUAUCAGCAAACAGCCAUCUGUUGAUGUACUUGCUGACUAUUUCCUGUUGGAUUACAAGGUCAGUCACCUUGAAUAACUACCUACUACUUAGUAGGAAAAACAGUUUUGGGAGCCCAGACACUUUUCCCAAAAAGUGGUACUUUGUAGAUAAUACUGUGAGUUAUACAAUGCAGCUUAUUUUAUGUGUAAUAGGGCACCUAAAGACAGCUUGCAUUUCUAAAACUUUGCAAACUGGUAUUUGUUGAAAGUCUAAGAUUAAACAGCAAACUUGGAUGUUGGAUAAUGAACAUAGUUUAUUUUACUUUGCCUGUGGUUUAAGAUGAAGAAUCGCUGACCAUUUAAAGGCUGAGUUGAUGACUCAAGUAAUAUUUAAAUUAAUCCAAAGCUAUCGAUCAUGGUCGUUACAGCUUUCUUUAAUGGUCCUGUACUGAACAUAAGUAUGCUUGCCGUUAUCACAGCUCUAACCAGUACGUAGAGGAAUGCAUUUUGUGUGCUGUAAUUAAUUACUACAUCAAUGAACAAUAUCCUUAAGGACAGCUAAUGCACAUUUUGGUUCUGGGAAUGAGGGUCGUUUACCUUGUUCUUGACAAAACAUAUAUUUUAUUUAAGAAAUAACUGUACUUGUUUCAUUAAUUUUUUAUUAUUUAAAUUCCUGUGUGUAUAUGAUGCCAAAUGUAUGACUGUACCCAUAUUAUAUUUUGUUUUCAAGAUAUAUGUUCAUAUUGUUAGUUAUAGCAAUCUUUGAAAUACCGUUGCUAUAAGAAAAUGCACUUAUUUUAUAUAAUUUAAUUAGUACACAAUUUCCCUGAAACCAUGUACAUUCUGUAUGGAGUGACGCAGAUGUUUCACAUUCAUUGGAAGCAGCUCUGAUAGCUACAUCUCACAAAUUCCAGCAUUUGAAAGUUUACUGAUAACGUUUUAUUUAUCGCCUACAUUUUUUCGUCUGUUAUUUCGUCUGUUAUUUAUGCGCAUGUUUGAAUUUUGCUGAAUCUCUGCUGUACUUCCUGUUGGAAUUAAUCUAGUUCAAAAUGUAGGUUGAUGCAUUUUCAUUACUGGCCCUAAUUUAAUCAUAUUUGAUCACUUCUGUUUAUUACCUAGCUCAGCCAAUAAAGAAAAGCAUUCUUUGAUUUUC
This is a messenger RNA of Paramormyrops kingsleyae, 4664 nucleotides long. Its product is annotated as tripartite motif-containing protein 2-like. Gene Ontology annotation, biological process: protein polyubiquitination; proteasome-mediated ubiquitin-dependent protein catabolic process. Lineage: Eukaryota; Metazoa; Chordata; Actinopteri; Osteoglossiformes; Mormyridae. The record is from RefSeq and is a predicted model, not a curated record. Gene Ontology annotation, molecular function: ubiquitin protein ligase activity; protein binding; zinc ion binding.